Molecule: messenger RNA, 5311 nt
Organism: Pygocentrus nattereri (red-bellied piranha)
Lineage: Eukaryota; Metazoa; Chordata; Actinopteri; Characiformes; Serrasalmidae
Product: gastrula zinc finger protein XlCGF7.1-like
Exons: 2
Coding region: 58-1029 (323 amino acids)
Biological process (GO): regulation of transcription by RNA polymerase II
Cellular component (GO): nucleus
Molecular function (GO): DNA-binding transcription factor activity, RNA polymerase II-specific; RNA polymerase II cis-regulatory region sequence-specific DNA binding
Source: RefSeq, a predicted model, not a curated record
UUGCCAUUACAGCUUUAGCAGAAGAAGAACCUCGGGCUCUUCUAUAGGAUUCAGUUCAUGCAGCAACGUUCACAUUUACACUGUUAUUGCAGGAGCAAGAAAAAGGAGCCCACUGUUGAAGAUUUGCAGCAGAAGAUGCCACCAGUAGGAGUCAGACUGUUGAAAUCAGAAGAGAUUAAAUAUGAGAAUAUGAAAUCUCAGCAAACAUCCUCUGACCCUCUCUGCCCUAAAACACCUCAAAGACAAAGGCAGAGAAAUGCAGGAAAGCUGAAGACUCACCACUGUUCAGAUUGUGGAAAGAGUUUUACUCAUCAGUGUCUAGUCGAAACAUCUCAGCACAGUCACUCUGAAGAAAAACCCUAUCACUGCUCAGAGUGUGGAAUGAGUUUUACUCGACUGAGUAGUCUCAAAAGACACCAGCGCAUUCACACUGGAGAGAGGCCAUAUAUCUGCUCAGAGUGUGGGAAGAGUUUUACCCGACUGAAAAUUCUCCAACACCAUCAGCGCAUUCACACAGGAGAGAAACCAUAUCAAUGUUCAGAGUGCGGGAAGAGUUUUAAUCAAGAAACUAGUCUCCAAAUACACCAGCGAAUUCAUACUGGAGAAAAACCGUAUCAGUGCUCAGAGUGUGGGAAGAGUUUUACUCAACAGGGUCAUCUUCAAGCACACCAGCGCAUCCACACAGCAGAGAAGCCAUAUUACUGUUCAGACUGUGGAAAGAGUUUUAGAGACAGAAGUAAUCUCAGAACACACCAGCGCAUUCACACAGGAGAGAAACCCUAUCGCUGUUUGGACUGUGGGAAGAGUUUUAGAGACAGAAGUAAUCUCAAAUCACACCAGCGUAUUCACACAGGAGAAAAGCCCUACCAGUGCUCCGACUGUGGAACAAGUUUUAGUGACAGAGGAACUCUCAAAGCACACCAACGUGUCCAUACAGGAGAGAAACCGUAUUACUGCUCAGAGUGUGAACGUAGUUUCAGGCAUUUGAGUACUUUCAGUACACACAAGUGCACUAACAAGGAGGUGUAGUCUCAUGAAAGCUCAAAAAACUCAUUUUCCUUACCUGGUAUUCUUGGGUUAAUGUGAACUAUGUAAUCUAUGCUUUUGGUAUUUAUAUUGAGCAAAUAUGUAAAGUUUUUUCCUUAACCCAAAUGAAGCCCAUCAGCCAAGAUGUUUGCUGUCCAAAUUUACCAAAUACAAGUAAAAUUCUGCCUGGCAAAAAAGCCAAUUACUUGUACAAGAAAGGACACCGGAACGCAAAAAUGGAAUUUGCCUCGAUUUGAAUCGAUGGUGAUUCAAUUAGUGAUCAAGGGUGUCCUAUCUCAUCCACAAAGGGCCAGUGUGGCUGCAGGGUAAUGAGGCAUCAUCCUGCUUGUUUGGAUUGACAACCUGCAAUCACACUGUGCCAUUGUGGAUAAGAUUGGACAGCACAAGUGUCAGCCAAUAGAAAAUGUGGGUGAGUUGCAGUAUAUUUUUGUUCCUGAAAAAUUCUUCUGCUCCUCAGUCAUCAUAAAGUUGCUUUUCACUCCAAAACAAACCAGUUAACCAGAUAUUAGUUCAUCACCAAACUUUAUUUUUCCUUCAUUAUAUCAGUAUAGCCUGUGCUCACCAGAUUUUUGCUUCAACCUGGCAAACAAAACGGUGAGAUUUUGGUACCUGAAUUACUUGGGUAAGUAAUACAAUUAAGUGUAGGUGCAUGUUUCCAAAAAUGGCUAAUCAAAAAAAUAUUAUAUAUUAUAUAUGACCUUCCAGCUUUUUGCACCAGUGGCAAUGGUAUCAGAAGUAGGAAUUUUAUUUUCAAGUUUAGUUGCGAGAUUGCUUUGAGCAUAGAUAUACAAAUGUUUGUAUAUCUCUUUUGUUUUUGAGGAAACAUGAAAAGAGUGAGGAAAGGGGCAAUAUAGAUUUUAGGUUGGGUCUGGUUCUAUGAAAUUCCCUGUGGUUGUCCUCAGUAACCUGUCACUCAUCACCUCAGUGCUGGACCCACUAUAAAACACUGAUAAUCUCCUUAAGGAUGCAUCACUUUCCAUAAAGCCAUUUUGAACAACAACCAAACAUGUCACAAUAAGGAGUGUUAAUCAUUUGCCACAUCAAGUUUUCAGUAUUGUGAAAAACAGGGAUAUACACAAGACUCUAAGAAGGUUCUGAAUUAUAGCUUAACACUAUAUAUUAGUUAAAUAGUGUAGUAGGUAACAGUUCAGCUUUGCAUGUUGAUGGGGUCAAAGCCCUGUAUGGAUAGUAUUAGUGCUUUUGGCUGCUAUUGGGAAAAUGCUACAUUUGUUGUCAUUGGAAUCAUUAUUACACUGUCUCUCUUGAUAAGAGAUUGCAUUAUAAAGCAAAAGUAAUUAAGCUUAAUUUAUGACUGCACAUCUGGAUUAGAUAUAACUGCAUGAGUCUCACACUCCAUGUUUGUAUCUUACAAUUUUAAAGAAUCAGAGAAAAUUUCAAUAAAGUUUCACUCUUCAUAAGAUCAUUAUUCUUUUUACAGCUUUGUAUAUAUGUCUAGCUUGGUGUAGAUAUGCAGAAUCGUAAGUGAAAGGUCACCACUGGAACUCUAAGGAAGAGGUAGCAGACCUAUGUGUGCUACAGUUACAAAGUCCUGAUUUUUACAGCAUUUGGCUGAUGUUCUUAUCCAGAGUUACUUACAAUUUGAUCUCUUUAUACAGGGAGGCGAAGGUGGUGUUAGGACUCUUAUUGGUAUAGUGUAGGGUGCUUGUCCAAGCAUGGAGUUGAACCCCAGUCUACAGCAUAGAAAGCAGAGGUGUUACCCACUACACUAACCAACCACCACUGAUGCCAAGGAUGUGGAUGAAAUAGAAAACAAAAUAGAUUAGAUCAGAUAAGAGAGAGACUCAAUCUGAUACAGACUCACUUAACCACCAAAAAUGAUGCACUUUCACAACAGAACAUGUGUUUGGUUCCCUCUCUUGCUAAUUUAACACCAGUUCCUUCAAGAGAACAUGGAGUUAAAUCUAUCAAAAAUGGCAAGAUACACUAAAAACAGACCUUCUCCCUCAUGGUCUCUUAUAUUUCCAGCUUGACAGGCUAUGCUUUUUAGACAUCAUAAAUAAGCAUGCUGGUGAAAUACCUGACUUGCAGGCCUCAUCUACCCAAGAGAGUAAGGAAAUAACCCACCAGUCAUCUGAAGAGACUGUCUCUUUCACCCCGAUCUCCCACCCAUUUUGUGAUCACUACUGAAAGAAUGGAGCACUGAGGCUUUUGUUCAGACUGCAGGCAAAUCAGAUUGUUUCUCAAAUUAGAUCUUUUGAGAUGACUGUCCAUGCUGUUAUUUGUAAGUGAUCAGAAGGGAUCUGUGUGUAAAGACAACACCAGUCUAUCUGCAUAGGUUGCUGUGGUAGGGACGUAGGCGUCAGUAAAUACUUAUACUGUAAAAAAGCUAUACUGGUGAAGUGGAUUUCCUGUGGUUGCAGGAGAAAUUGAGGUCAUCAUCUCGCCGUCGAAACUCUCUGGAAUAAGCAUGAAUUUUUGGGUACUCUUCUUGAAUCCCGGCACCUCCGUCACUCUGUAUUUGACAUUAUUGUUUGUCAUGUUGUAAGUGACAAAAAAAUACACUUAUACAAUUUGAGCGGCCAGAGCAUCAGAACGGAGAACUGUAAAAAUUUGAUUAGAAUUCCAUUUCAAACCGCCUCCAAAUGUGGUCUGGAUCCGAUUUGCAAAAAUUAGAUUACAUUUGUUGGUUUACUGUCCAGACUGUUAAUAAUCAAUGAUGAUACAAUCUGGAUAUGCCAAAAAAUGGGCUGGCAGUUUGAACAAUGCCUUAAAUGCACAAGACAGUACACAGAUUUUCAACCAAUGUAGGCAGCACAUAUACAGAAACCACAUGAAUAGCAAACUCCAUGGCAGUUUGUGUUUGAGCUUAGUGCAGGAAAUCAAUGAUCAAGAGACUCCUGUGAAAUAGUGAGAUUAAUGUCUGGUCUCUUACCUGCUGAUUUAUUUAGAAGAAAAUCACCUCAUCUAUCAACACAAUGUGUCAUAUUAAAUUAAGUAUUGUUUUAGGAAGAAUACCUUUUUUUCAACAUGGCUACCAACCAGGAGCACACCUCAUAGACUGAGAACAGCUGAUUGAACAGAAUCAUGUAUGCUCGUUUAACUGGCGUCAAAACCUGCAGCCAAACCCACUCUUUGUGUGUAAGGUUCCAGAAAGAGAAUGUUGAGGACAUGCAAUGCCAACUUAACCAGUGCAUACAGGGGUUUUCAGCAGCUUCAGCAAAAAUACUUGUAUACACAUAAGCAGCAUGUCUGGAGCCCUUUGCCAACAGCAGUCCAGUAAAUCCAUGGAUACAGUGUUACCUGUAUGGAUGGUUACCUGUAAAAACAGUUUGGCGGUAUAUAUUUGCUACCACUGUGGUUUUGCGCUUCAAUAAUGUGACUAUAAUGUGCUGGCCGUUAAAACAUAAAUUGUUGUCAUUUCACCUGCCAGGCUGCCCUCAGCCACCAGAGGGAGGCACAGAGCUGCUCCUUUGUAAUUAAGGGUAAGCAGUGGCAUCUGUGCCUGUGUCUACUUAACAAGAGCUUUCCCAUUGUCUUGGUGGGUCUCUCUUUAGAGUGCAGUUACCGGACUGGCUGGUAAUUUGGUAAAGGCCUUUGAGUUUACUCUGGGAUCUCCCUGUCUCUUGAGCUACUGAUACUUUCCAGACUUAAUACUGUUAAGCUUUGCUCAUCAGGGUUUCUCUGGCCUCCUGAGCUUCCCUUGUAGACCUCUAGUGAGACAGUCAGGGUUUUACCCUGAUGUUCCUUAGUCUUCUGGUUUUCAGUUUUCCUCCAGAUUGGAAAUGGUUACAAGAAAAUCGCUUGUUUUUUCUUUUUUCUCCAGUGUGAGCUUUACUUUGUUCAUUUUGCACCACUCUGUCAACAGGUGUACUCCUCCACUUAUAUCUGCUUUUGAAUUAUUUUCUACUAACAAACUGGCAGAAGAUUCAUUGUUUCUUACCUAUAAGAAUAAUUGCAGCUAUUAAUGUUUGCAAGAUGAGCCCUCAUGUGUAUCAUAAUAACUGUUGGCCACGUUACAUCAGGUCUGAAGCAUUUGAAGGCUCUCAAAUCUCCACAAAGUGACCUUUUACACAGUUCCACUACCAUAGUCUAUACCGCCACAUAUGGUGGGAUAGUUUGGAGCAAGUUCUUAUCUUAAUCACAAACAUUCUUGAGGAACACUCUUCAAGCACCAUAGCUUCUUUGGAAGAGAACAAACAUACUGCAGGCCUGACAGAUACAAAUGCCAAGUGUAACAAAUACUUUUUAGAUUCGACUCAACAUCUGAUGACAGAAAAUAAACUACCCUUCUCUUUGGAAUGUC